Molecule: messenger RNA, 1396 nt
Organism: Sabethes cyaneus
Lineage: Eukaryota; Metazoa; Arthropoda; Insecta; Diptera; Culicidae
Gene: spict
Product: magnesium transporter NIPA2
Exons: 2
Coding region: 159-1235 (358 amino acids)
Biological process (GO): magnesium ion transport
Cellular component (GO): membrane
Molecular function (GO): magnesium ion transmembrane transporter activity
Source: RefSeq, a predicted model, not a curated record
CUCCUAUAAGAAGUGAUAAAAGUACGGCGUUCAUCAUAGUUUGCCCAGUUUACCGAAGAUUUAUAACAAAUCGUGUUCAAUUUCAAAUUAUUAUGUUACGUGUGCAAUUUUAGAACAUCUGAAAUUACCAAAGUGUCAAGAUAAUUGCAUCGACAGUAAUGUCGUCACAGCAGUCCAUCGAUGAGCUGUACAGGCAGCAAGAUUUUUACAUUGGUUUAUCGCUAGCUUUAUCGAGCAGCUUCUUCAUCGGGGCCAGUUUCAUAAUUAAAAAAGUAGGACUCAUACGACUGUCUCGCAUUGGCUCGGUCCGGGCUAGUGCCGGAGGAUUCGGCUACCUAAAAGACUGGAUUUGGUGGGCCGGUUUACUAUGCAUGGGUGUAGGAGAAGCAGCUAACUUUGCGGCGUAUGCUUUUGCUCCAGCGUCGCUUGUCACUCCACUUGGCGCGCUAAGCGUUAUUGUAACUGCCGUACUGGCUUCAAAAUUUCUCAAAGAACGACUGAAUCUACUUGGAAAGCUAGGUUGUUUCCUGUGCAUCAUCGGUUCCAUGAUAAUUGUUAUUCACUCACCAAAAGAAGGUGAAAUCGACGACUUGAACUUGCUUUUAGACAAACUUCAGGAUCCUGCUUUUAUAACGUACGUAGCGAUUAUUUUGUCAUUGUCGCUGUUUAUUGGCUGCUGUUGCGGUCCCCGGUAUGGCCACAAAAAUGUUAUAGUAUACAUUCUGCUGUGUUCAGCCAUCGGGAGUUUAACGGUGAUGUCUUGCAAAGCGCUCGGAUUAGCUUUAAGGGAUACACUAUCUGGAAAGUCCAACGACUUUGGAAUGUGGCUGCCAUACUUUUUAAUCGUAGUUACGGUGGUAUUCGUCGGCAUCCAAGUCAACUAUCUCAACAAAGCACUGGACAUUUUCAAUACCAGCAUCGUGACCCCUAUUUAUUAUGUUAUUUUUACGACUUUAGUUAUAACGGCUUCUGCUAUCUUGUUCAAAGAGUGGGGUCGAAUGAAAGCGGAAGACAUUCUUGGAGAUCUAUGUGGAUUCUUUGUUGUCAUCAUAGCAGUGAUUUUGCUGAAUGCUUUCCGCGAGAUGGACAUUAGUUUGAACGACGUAAGAGGUAUCAUGAGACCAAAACGAGAAUUAUUACCUCACAAGAAUCAUUUUGAUGAUUUUUUAAUCGAAACGGAGAACAGCAGUUUAUCACAAAAACAAUACGGCAGCGGGGAUUACCGAGACAUUUGAUAUCACAAAGCGUUUUAUUUGGUGAAAAAGAGGUGCUUCGGCAUGCAAUGGCUGUAUAUUAUUAAUUUUAAUUUUAGAAAACUAAUACAUAAGAAAUAGUCAUCAGUAAAAUUUAUGUAAUCUUCAGAAGUUGUAGCUUUUCUUGUAACGAACAUAACCAU